Molecule: messenger RNA, 1691 nt
Organism: Leguminivora glycinivorella
Lineage: Eukaryota; Metazoa; Arthropoda; Insecta; Lepidoptera; Tortricidae
Gene: NT1
Product: neurotrophin 1
Exons: 8
Coding region: 565-1137 (190 amino acids)
Source: RefSeq, a predicted model, not a curated record
GUUCGGUAACGCCAACGCCACUUCAGACCUCAUGCUGCCCAUACUCCUCGAUAUGGCCAACCUCAUCCGAAAGGCCGUCAGAUCAGGGAAGGAACCCAGAGAAGUCAAGGAACCCUCACACUACCACAGGCUCAACUCCUUAGACGCUCUUUCACUGAAGACUCAGAUACCACAGACUCAGACUUAGAUAUCAGAGCAGUUAAGGACACUCCACAAGCUCAACUCCUAAGACGAGCAUUCACUGAAGACUCAGAUAUCACAGACUCAGAUACCAGAGCAGUCAAGGGCACUCCACAAGCUCAACUCUUAAGACGAUCAUUUAAUGAAGAUACAGAUACACUAUUAGACGAUGAACCGUUUGAAUACUCAACCACUAAGGCACCAGACACACGACACCGUAGACCUCAGAGGAGAUACAGUCCAAAAACAGUUAACAAAACAGAUAACACUAAAAGUAAAAGUAACGAGGUUAAGAAGAAAGAUGAUGCUGCUAACACCACAAGAACUACAACGACAGAAGCGCCCUCUACAGUUAGAAAUAAGAACGCGACAGAGAACUCCACCAUGGAUCUGAUGGCGGACGCGACGAACCAGACUCUUGCGCAAGAUCUACCGGUGGCUGAAAAGCUGAGGGCGUUGAACAGGUUUAUUGAUAGGAAAGGCAACCUGAUCCGCCGUGGCACGUUCCCUCCCAAGCCGCCAGCACGGCGAGCUACAGCCGAGUCUACCAUCAGCCCGGUCAGGAGAAGACCAGCACCGGCCAGAAAGCUGCCCGUGAUCACGCCGAGCGAGCAAGCUAAAUGUGAACUGUUCACAAACACACUCUGUCUGCACUCUGAGGAUUAUCCCACCGACGCCAUAAUCCAAUCCAUCCGGCGCAACAAGGCGGCAGCCGGGGCUCUACUAGCGGACUUCAGGGACCCCGGAGAAGGCGCUCUGGACGGCGUCACAGCCGCUCAGGAGGCCAAGUACACGGCCGACCACUAUCUAGUCUCUAACAGGCGAGGCGACACAGCCAACAGGGACUUCGCAAGCGCCGGUGAAGCAGGCUUCAUGUGUCCAAGUAUUAGUGAAGUACGCUCGACCACAGCGAGCGCGGGCAACUUCAGGCCAGUGGAAGUACAUCGUCAAUACUGAGAACAUACGCAGACGCUACGACUAGAGAAGUGUUUGAAACCCAAGGAAUCGUGUACCUAUUUAACGGACAACUUUAAAUCAAAAUGCGUUCAAGUAUACAACUAUCAUAGACUCUUGACAUAAUUCUACAGAACGGAUUACACAUGGACAUAUUCAAGGUUCCAACAUGUUGUUCCUGCCACAUCGAAGGCUACAGCGUAUCAUUCCCACCACUGGGCCACAGGAUCCACGAAACCUCAGCAGAGAACAUACCAACAGAAGAACUGUCCUCCGAACAAGGCAAUCACGCCUUCGAAAAUGUGCCAAACCCAGCGUCCAAAGACCCACCGUAUCCAAAACCCACCGUUUACCUUUAACAAGCCUCUCGAGUCCUUCUGCACCAUUCUCUGAUAACCACAACCUAAUAACCGAUUCCUUCAACCAGGCCACUUCCAUUAGAAACGUGAAACGCCCUCCAAUAUCGAGAAAUCCUGUCAGCACAUUUGACCCCGUCACGUUACCGAGCUUAUCUAGGAACCACCGACUCCGUCUGCACCGACUUCGUUUUCUUUUCU